Molecule: messenger RNA, 949 nt
Organism: Tauraco erythrolophus (red-crested turaco)
Lineage: Eukaryota; Metazoa; Chordata; Aves; Musophagiformes; Musophagidae
Source: RefSeq, a predicted model, not a curated record
AUGAAGUGGGGCAACGAGGCCAUCGCCGGCUACGCGCAGUAUUUCCACCUGGCCGCCUGGCUGCUCCCCAGCGUCAAGUCCAUCGCCGUGCUGGCGCUCAGCUCCGUGGACGGGGACCCCGUGGCUGGCAUCUGCUACGUGGGCAACCAGAGCCUGGAGAACUUACGGGGCUUUGUGCUGGCACCACUGCUCAUCUACUUGGCCAUCGGCUCCAUGUUCCUUGAUGUCAGCACCGGCCUGACGUGGAGGUCGGGCACCGCCAGCUCUGUCUCCUACCCCAAGCAGAUGCCCCUGUCUCAAGUGUGAGGUGGGGGAAAGAGGCCAAAGGUUAGGGAAUGAGGGACACUGGCCUGCCUAAAAUGCCCUCUCACUGUUUGGUGCCAUUAAUGAACCCCUAAUGGUCCUUAUUAGCCACAGCUUGUAUAGAACAAUGCAGCUGGCAGAGGCCCCAAGCUCCAGCCCCCUCCUCCUUCCCCUCCAUUCAUAUGCAGGGAGCAUGUACUUCAAGGAGCCAGCUUAUUAUUUUGCUGGCAGAGGAGGGUAGAGGCUCACCCGUGUCUUACAGAGGGCAAGGCACAGCGGCUUCUGAGCCGUUCUGGACUAACAGCAGCUCUUCGCUUGUGGGAGGGAGGAUCUUCCUCCCUCUCCCAUCCUGAGGCGGGAGUCUGCUGGGACUGCAGGUUUUUGGGAUAUCGAUGACCAGGCAAAUGCCUUACAAUACAGACUGAAUCAAAACAUGUCUUAAUUAUACACCCCAGCUAAAUACGGGUUUCCUACAUUAAAGGAUGUAUUUAUAUAAUUAUUUGUUACCUUGUACAGAUGUGUAAAAUAUGUAUAUAUCCAAAGCUAUACAGUCUGUAAAUUUUUUUUUGUAAAAAAGUGUAGAGGCUACCCCUGUAAGAGCAAAUAUGAGUAUUCUAUUUUGUCAAUAAAAUGACUUUUGAUAAAU